UCUUCCCAAAUCAGCAACUUGCGUCUCUCCUUUGUCAGUUCCUUUAUAAAAAAAAGUUUCCUCUUUUAUUCUUUUCAACAUUUCAGAAAAUCCCUAAAUUCACUGAACCCCUCCCCAUACUUUCUGAUCCUGUCCAAGUCCUCUCUUAUUAAUAACCCCAAAAGAUUGUUCCUUUCAAGUCUCAUUUUUCAUACAGAAGUCAUCAUCUUCUUCUUCUUCUUGCGUACAGGAUCUGGCUUUAAGGGCUCAAAGCUUCGAUUAGACACCACUGAGUCACUGAGUCAACUCGUUCAGAAACUCGGACUUCUCCGCAUUCUCAUUGCUUCGAUCAAGCUGCAUUGGUCAGAAUGAUUCGCAAAACCCCAAAUUUACAGAACGACAUCAUAAACAUCCAAGAGCGUUACUCAAACAACCUUGUCAUGGACGCAGGAGGAGGAAGAAACAACCGGAAAAACGUAAACUUUCGCCGUCCACCGGCAAUGACGUCAGAGAACAGCAAGCAUGAGUUGCGACGGACCUUCUCGUCGCAGAAAAGGUUGAUGAUCCCGGCGAACUACUUCAGUUUGGAGUCUCUGGUUAUACUGGUGGGUCUAACGGCGUCACUGUUGAUCCUACCGUUAGUUCUGCCGCCGUUACCUCCGCCUCCGUUUAUGCUGCUUUUGAUUCCCAUUGGGAUUAUGGUUUUACUCAUUGUUCUUGCCUUCAUGCCUUCUUCUUCUUCUAAGGCCAAAGAUGUAACUCACACUUUUAUGUAAAUCUCUUAUUAUUGUAUUUAUAAAGUCUACGAACGUUAUUACACACAA
This is a messenger RNA of Brassica oleracea var. oleracea, 803 nucleotides long. Its product is annotated as protein AUXIN-REGULATED GENE INVOLVED IN ORGAN SIZE. Bases 348 to 755 code for a protein of 135 amino acids. The record is from RefSeq and is a predicted model, not a curated record. Gene Ontology annotation, biological process: positive regulation of organ growth. NCBI's taxonomy places the organism in Eukaryota, Viridiplantae, Streptophyta, Magnoliopsida, Brassicales, Brassicaceae. The transcript is spliced from 2 exons.